This is a messenger RNA of Labrus bergylta (ballan wrasse), 708 nucleotides long. RefSeq names its product suppressor APC domain containing 1 (gene sapcd1). The record is from RefSeq and is a predicted model, not a curated record. Lineage: Eukaryota; Metazoa; Chordata; Actinopteri; Labriformes; Labridae.
UUGUGAGUCAGACCGGGCGUGUGGAGCUGUGGUGUGUUGUUUGUUGUCCGGCAGCUGUAUGGGGCAGUGGUAGCUGUCAUAGAUUGAUUUUCCUCUCCAUGGCCGGUCGUCCCUCUGGCUCCUACACUGUGGUUAUCAUCCCCCUCAGGACCAGCCUGUACAGCCUGGACGCACUGCGCUUCUACCUAUGGAUUAAGCGCCUGAAGGAUCUGGAGAGGGAGAAGGACGCUCUGUGCUCUGGGCUGGAGAUCCUGGAGAAGGCUCAUGCCUGGUAUCUGCAGCGCCUGGACGAGAACAGAGCCAGGCAGGAUGACAUCGAGACCGAGAGUGGGGCCGGGACCCAUCAGGAGGGUGAAGCAGAGGCUCGGUCAUGCUUCCUCAGGUCUUGUAUUCAGCGGGUGAAUGGCUCUCUUGGAACUGUGAUGAGUGAACCUAAUGUGACCAGCAGCAGCAGCAGCCUCUCUCUGCCUGAAGUAGUGGCAGACAGCGACCUCCGCUGGCACAACUCAGUACUGACUCAGGAAGUGAGCGACAAGAACCGUCGGAUCGCCUUGUUGGAGCAGGAAAAAGAUGCUCUCCUUGAACAGCUUGAUGAAUUACGGGCAAAUUGAUUGCAUGUAUUCAGGUACAGAUGGACACAUGGACAUGUUGCUAAUGUUAUCCAAUUUGUAAAUAUGUGUUUAGAUAAAUAAAUUACUGUGAAACAUG